AGAAAAUUGGCACACGAGCGUGAAUUAUUGACUCGUGGACAGUGAGCAGAAUAAAUUUGCGUGUGGGAAGAGCCUUGGCCGACGAAAAAUAAUGUAUUGGGGAGGAAGCGGCAGCGGCGCGUUUUGGGGAGCUGCAGCAACAACGACGACACCGGCCGCCUCAGGAAUAACGCCAAACAAUGACAAGCCUCUGUUUAAAAAAGCGGCAGCUCUGAUGGCUUUUUCCAGCCCAGCGAACUCGUCAGCAGCCAUGGCGGAGCUGAUGCACUUGGUGGUCGACAACUACAAUGAACUGGUCGAGAAUACGAAAGAUCCGAUGGUGGACACGUGGCUACUGAUGUCGAGUCCAUGGCCCGUUUUCAUGAUUUUGGCGUGUUACCUUUAUUUUGUUCUCUCUUUGGGCCCCAAACUGAUGGCAAACCGGAAAGCGUUCCAUUUGACAGGGGCGCUCAUCGUGUACAACUUUGUUCAAGUCAUCUUCAGCAUCUUUUUGGCCUAUCUGCCCUUUCAAGAGAGCGCGUUUUCGCAUCUAAUAAACAACGCCUGCUCAGCGACACGCACCGUCGAGUUCUCCAGAGCGCUAUCAAGCGGCGCUUGGUGGUAUUUCUUUGCCAAAGUGACUGAGUUGCUUGAUACGAUUUUCUUUGUGCUGAGGAAAAAGCAAAAUCAAGUGACAUUUCUGCACGUUUACCAUCACACUAUCACAGUGCUCUUCUCCUGGGGCUAUCUCAAGUUUAUCCCAGGUGAGCAGGGAAUCGUCAUUGGGUUCCUCAAUUCUCUGGUCCACAUUGCAAUGUAUUCAUACUACCUCAUUGCUGCCAUGGGUCCCAAAUAUCAAAAGUACCUCUGGUGGAAGCGAUACAUGACCUGGAUUCAACUGAUCCAGUUUUGCCUCAUGGUUGCCUAUAUGCUUGGUCUUUUAGCAUACGACUGCAAACUGCCAAAGGCGCUGACACUUUUCUUCGUUGGUAACGCCACCGUGUUCCUCUUCCUCUUCUCAGACUUCUACCGCAAGGCGUACAUUAAAAAGAAGCAAAUUUAAUAAACAGAAGCAAUUAAGAGUAUUGAGAGAUUCACAUUCAUUUUGAAUGGAGAAUAAAUAACUAUGCACAUGAUAUACAAUACAUUUAUUUGAGGUAAAAUAAAGCAUUAUUUAAUUACAAAGAAACCCCUCACC
This is a messenger RNA of Neocloeon triangulifer, 1177 nucleotides long. It is a transcript of the gene bond, whose product is annotated as elongation of very long chain fatty acids protein 7. Gene Ontology annotation, cellular component: endoplasmic reticulum membrane. The coding region runs from base 92 to 1042 and encodes 316 amino acids. NCBI's taxonomy places the organism in Eukaryota, Metazoa, Arthropoda, Insecta, Ephemeroptera, Baetidae. The transcript has 8 exons. Gene Ontology annotation, biological process: fatty acid elongation, saturated fatty acid; fatty acid elongation, monounsaturated fatty acid; very long-chain fatty acid biosynthetic process. The record is from RefSeq and is a predicted model, not a curated record. Gene Ontology annotation, molecular function: fatty acid elongase activity.